AAUUUAAUUGAUACAUUGAAUUUAAAAUGUGUAAAAUGCUGUUAAUAUGUAGUAGCAUUGUGGGAUAUCUAUAUGCAGUUUAUGCAUUGCCACCUCCUUCAUACUUAACCCCGUGUUCAUUAAGUGACCCUAAAUUUAAUGAAUGUGCUCUAAAAAGCGGCAAGGCAGGAAUGACAAUGAUUAUUCAAGGUGAUAAAAAAUAUAACUUACCUUCUUUAAAUCCCUUUAAACUAGACUAUGUGGAAACAGAAGCAGGUUUUAUGAAAAUAAAAUUGUAUAAACCCGAGUUACAUGGAGCUACAAAAACUGAAUUAAAAGAAGUAUAUUAUGACCCAAAAACAAAAAGAAUGGGCUUAUCUGUACUUUUUAAUGAAGAAUCGCUUGUUGGCAAUUAUGAUAUUUCGGGCAAAAUUUUAAUAUUGCCUAUAGAGGGAAAUGGAGAUCUUAAUAUUACAGUUUAUAAUGCAAUAUUUACUUACGAAUUCGAUUUAAUAAAGGAAAUGAAAAAUGGAGUUGAAUACGCUGGUCUCAAAAAUGACAAGUUAGAUAUGAAUCUUGAUAAGAUUUAUAUUAAUUUGGAUAAUCUUUUUAAUGGGGACAAAUUAUUAGGUGACAAUAUUAAUAAAUUCUUAAACGAAAAUUGGAAGGAUGCUCUUAAUGAAGCUGGUGCUCCAAUAAUUGAAGUUCUAAAAAGUAUAUGUUUUAAUGUUUUAUCAACCUUAUUUUUAAAAGUACCUUUUAAUGAACUAUUUUUGCCAUAGGAUAAUAAUUUGCGUGCAAAAAGGUGGUAACUAAGUAAUAACAUUUUAUUAAUAAAUUCUAAGAAUUUGU
Molecule: messenger RNA, 831 nt
Organism: Brassicogethes aeneus
Lineage: Eukaryota; Metazoa; Arthropoda; Insecta; Coleoptera; Nitidulidae
Source: the annotation of a GenBank genome assembly